UUGGGCUCAAGUUGCCAAACUUCAAUAAUGCAGAUCAGUCGCUCUUUUUGAAAUCCAGCUUCCGGGUGCCAACGCGCAGUGAUGGCGCUGGUGCUCUUACUCUUACCCGUUGUGAAUGCCUUGCGCGAGCGUCAUGGUUUCGCGGAGGCCGACGACGCCAGCUUUUGUUUGAGAAAAUGCUGCAGGCCAAAGUGCAAUGACCGGGACUUCGGUGCGAAGCAAUUUCGAUUCCAGAAUUGCACGGUGAAGGUGAAUGAGCCGAUUUAUCGAGGGGACAAACGGUUCUGUGAGGAGACAUGCACGAUCUCAUUCAAUACCUCGUUCUACAACGAAGUCACCGAAGUCAAAGCCUGGAGAGAAAGUGGAAUGGAUGACUACCAGUGCUAUCUCCUGGAGAAACCCUGCCAUGUCACGCCAACCUGCUCCGGUCAGACCUAUGAACUCAGGGCAUGGAAAGGCGUAUGGCAAUUCCAAAAUUGCUCUAGUAGAGGAGGAGACACUGAAAGUGCAAAGACGUGUGCAGAGACGUGCACCGUCCUCCACACCAACGAGCCCAAGAAAGUCCUGGUGAAACGAGACCUGCUAAGUGGACUCUGCAGGAUUCAGGACCCUGGAUUGAAAGAAUAUGCCGUGGACUUCGUGGAGCAACUCGAAAAAACGGCCCUGACGCUGCCGACGGGCAGAUAUCGGGAACUGCCACUUGUAAAGCAGCCGUCAACCAUCAAACGGUUCCUGAGCCAUUUGGAGGAAGAGGUGAUUGUACCAGAGAAGCUGGCCGCUGAAGGGCGAGGGUUUAGCCGAGAGAUCACUGCGAGACAUCUGGCGAUCAUCGGGGAUCUUCACGGGCAGCUCUUCAACCUCAUUGCGUGGUUGAUAUACAUCAAGGAGCAGUACCAGGACAAGGGCUUCAGCGAGCUUGAGGGCUCAUCCUUGCUCAUCUGUGAUCCGCAACUGAAGUAUGUCUUCCUAGGCGAUUACGUGGAUCGCGGUGAAAGAGGACUUGAAGUGCUUUUACUUCUGCUGGCCUACAAGGCACGCUGCCCUGAAGGCUUGGUUCUUUUGCAAGGCAACCAUGAAUCGCCUGAAGUUUGGGACAACUAUGGCUUCAAGGCGGAACUCUGGUACAAGGUGAAGAUGGUGCCAUACACCUUCAGAGACGUGGUGCGGCAUUUGCCCUACGUCGCCGUGGUGCCCGGGAAGUACAUGUUUGUGCACGGUGGCCUCAGCCCACAGUUUGUGAAGAAGUGCUCGGGGAAAGCAGGCCGCUUCGGAGCAUGUCUUGACGAAGCCACUGCUAUCUCAGUGACCUGGGCUGAUCCUCACGAAGGGAGGGGCUGGGUUCAAUCUCCCAGAGGCAGAGGAGUAUACAAGUUCGGAGUGGAUAUCGCCAAAGCCUUCUUAGACUCCAACAAUCUCCACGCAAUUUGGCGUGGACAUGAGCAAAUGGAAGAAGGCUCGUCGAACAUCACGUUUGAUGACCAUUAUGUCUUCACAAUCUUUUCUUCUGCAGAUUACGUGGGCGUCUUUUGCCUCCAAGGGCGUCGACCACUUGCAGCGCCUCCGUGGGACCGACGGAUGUUUGCAGGCCCUGGCCAGAAUAAUGCCGGUGGCUGUAUGUUGGUGGACUCGCAGCAGAAUUUGUCGUCCAGUACGCUGCUGCAGCUGUCUGGCGAUCAGGCAAGGCAGCUAGCUGCACAGUUCACGGGGGCCAAGUGCGCUGGGAGAAGCCUGCUGGAAGAAGGAUCACAAGUCCUUGAGAGCCCUGACCUUGAGAGCCCUGACCUUGAGAGCCCUGACCUUGAGAGCCCUGACCUUGAGUCUUCCAUUCAGGAGAAUCACGAGCGCCUGGUGAGCAGUGGACACAACACUUCUUGUAGCUUGGGUGAGGCAGAGACAAACUCCUUGAAAGAAGAGGUGCGCAAAAUCUUGAUCACCGCAAAGAAUCGAGAGUUUGAGGCUCGCAAGCUGAUUGAUUUGCAGGGGGAGGCGUUGAUCCACAGUGACCAGGAAGCUGUUCAGAUUUGCAAGGCCAUGAAGAGAGACCGCGUCACCCUGGAAGUUUACAAAGAGUUGCGGGGUGCUGACCAAGAGGUCUUGGACAUCGACAUCAACACCAGGGAGCAUGAACUCGAGGCCCAUAGUGAUGGGUAGCCGCGUAGGAGGCCGACCGAGCAUGCAGCCUUGGGCA
Messenger RNA from Effrenium voratum, 2188 nucleotides. Lineage: Eukaryota; Dinophyceae; Suessiales; Symbiodiniaceae. The record is from the annotation of a GenBank genome assembly.